AUGGUUCGCCGUUUCCCAACUGUUGCUUCUGAAUCCGCUAAGGCUAUUCUCGGUGAAACUUUGAAGUUCCCUAGUGGAAAGAUCGCUCAGAAUCGUUUCUUGAAGGCUGCUCUAACUGAAAUGCUAUCUGUCUUCGAGCCAACCAAUCCUAAAGUCAAUGGUGUCCCAACUCAAGAAAUCAUCAAUGUGUACGAUAAAUGGGGAAACGGACAGUUUGGAGUAAUUUUAACGGGAAACGUUCAAGUGUCACCAGUUCAUCUGGAAGCUCCAGGAAAUGCAAUGAUCUUCAAAGAAGGCGAGACUCCCGCUCGUCGAGAAGCUUACAAACAAUGGGCAAAAGUUAUCAAACAAGAUGGAGCUCUAGCCGUUGUUCAGCUUUCUCAUGGAGGACGACAAACUCCAAUUACAGUCAACAGCUCUCCAUUCUCUGCUUCUGAUGUUCAAUUGGAUAAGGAAGUUCGUUUUGUUGGAUUUGGGAAACCAAUUCCAUUGACUGUUGAGCAAAUCACAACUGAGGUUAUUGAUCGAUUUGUGUAUGCUGCCAAAUAUGCAUAUGAAACUGGAUUUGAUGGUGUACAACUUCAUGGAGCUCAUGGAUACCUCUUGGCUCAAUUUACUUCUCCAACUACUAACAAGAGAACCGAUCAGUAUGGAGGAUCUGUUGCUAAUCGCCAGAGAAUUGUAUUGGAGAUUUAUGAAGCUAUUCGAAAAGAAAUUCCAGCUUCUACUGGAUUUUUGAUCGGACUGAAAACGAAUUCGGUUGAGUUCCAAUCAGAAGGAACUACUGUAGAGGAUGCAGUUGAGAUGUGCAAGGCUUAUGAAAAAAUUGGCUUUGACUUUGUGGAGUUGUCCGGUGGAACUUAUGAACAAUUGGCUUUCCAACAUAUCAGAGAUUCAACAAGACAGCGUGAAGCAUUCUUUUUGGAGUUUGCGGAGAAGAUCCGUCCAGUUUUCAAAAAUACAGUUGUCUACUUAACUGGGGGAUUCCGCACUGUGAAUGCAAUGGUGGAUGCUGUGAAAUCUGGAGCAACACAAGGAAUUGGAUUGGGUCGUCCUAUCACUGCUGAGCCAGAUCUUCCAAAAAAAGAUCCUCCAAGGAGCUGUCGCCUCAGCUGUUCAUGA
Messenger RNA from Caenorhabditis remanei, 1122 nucleotides. RefSeq lists its product as uncharacterized. Gene Ontology annotation, molecular function: oxidoreductase activity; FMN binding. The transcript has 3 exons. NCBI's taxonomy places the organism in Eukaryota, Metazoa, Nematoda, Chromadorea, Rhabditida, Rhabditidae. Bases 1 to 1122 code for a protein of 373 amino acids. The record is from RefSeq and is a predicted model, not a curated record.